UUUGAAAACUUCUCUUGAAUCUCUCUCUCUGAAUUGGAAAAAGGAGAGGACGAUACAGAGCAACAGCUGGUGUGUCAGGCUGGAUUUUCAGGUUCCUGAAGCAACAAGAAAAAUGGCGGUUAACUGUUUUUGAAGAAAUCAAAGUCAAGAUAUUCAAAGAAAACACUGGAUUAAAAUACACUGUUUUGCAUUUACAAAUGGCAUCAUUUGUAGGGGAUUGUUUCCUCUUUUUGCUCCCAUCCCUGCUACUUUUGCUGCUGUCUCUAACUCUCCGCGUGCCCAGAGUGCAUUGUUGGACAGUGCUGGCAGUCAGGGCUUUAAGCUGGAGACUCUGGGUUAUUAUUUGCCUGAUCCUGGGGCUGCCACUACACAAGAACACCAGUGCAAGGGCUGAAGAGGUCAAAUCAGCAGGGACUGAUAUUUUGUCAGGGUCAGGUCAGAUCUCAGAUGAACCCAGAUUCAUAUGCAAACCCACCGCGCUGGCCAAAUAUCUGCUCCGGCACUGUGGCUCUCUGGCCAAGCCGAGACUGGCCGCCUGGCCGAGGGGAGACCCCCACCUCCAGACACUGUCCAGCCUGCUGUGGGGCCAACAUGGAGAGGCAUUGCAGUUCACUAGAGACAACCUGCUACUGAAGGACGGGGGAAUCAUAGCUGUGGACUGGGCUGUAGGGACAAAGAUGGGUGAGGCUGCCACAAGAAAGAAGUGGGAUGUGAGGAAGGAGCACCAGUCAGGGGUGAGGGCACCGGGCUGCUUCACCUCAGCACCCCCUGUCCUCCUCCUCAUCCCUCAAUACUGGGGAGGGAUGACCCCCCACUUAAAGGCGCUGUGCCAACAGGCUCUGUGUCGGGGCUUUUAUGUGGUGGUCUUUCACUCUCGGGGCACAGACGGGUGCCCGCUGACCACAGCACGAGUAACAGAGUUUGGAGACCCAGCUGAUCUUGAGCAGGCGGUGGCUUAUGUCCACAGCCGCCACCCGUCCUCUAUGCUUUUUGCAGUGAGUGAGGGGUCAGGCUCAGGGGUCCUUCUUUCCUAUUUGGGGGAGUGUGGAUCGAGCACGUACCUGACAGCAGCAGCAGCAAUCUCACCUGUGUUUCUGGGCCAGCUGUGGUUUGAAACGCCCAUGCCUCCUAUUUACCGCUGGGGGGCACUGUUUCACCGAAAACAGCAGCUCAGGAGAUAUGCAAGUUCCUUCAGAGGUGUCCGGGAUGUGGAUCGGGCCCUCAGCUCUUCUUCCCUCAGGGACUUUGAGGAAGCGCUUUUCUGCUCCUCAGCUCAGCCUCAAGUAAGCCCUUUAAAUUCUGGACUGAGCUCAAGAUCUCACUCCCAGUGGGGCCUGGCAUCUUCAGCAGCCUGGGCGCUGGAUGAGAGGGCUUACCCAGCCAAGGACUGGGAAAGCUACUGGGAGAGAAAUGAGCCACUGAGAGAUGCAGAUGAGGUGGCGGUCCCUGUGCUCUGUGUUUGCAGCAGUGAUGACCCUCUCCUCCUGCCUGCCUCCACUUUGCCCCUUUCCCUUUUUAUGAGCAAUCCGUAUUUCUUUCUGAUGUUGACAGACAGGGGAGGGCAUUGUGGAUUUGCUCUGGAGGAUGAGAGGACAGUAAACGAGGAGCAGGGGGGAGAAAUCUGGAGUCAUAGCUCAGUUCUGGAGUACUUUAGGGUCGUAGCUGAAUUCCUGCGUGGGGAUGAGAGGAACAGGGUGAGUUGGAGUGGUCUAAUGGAAGAAAACAGUCAGGCUAGGCUGAGGGGCUGGAGCAUGGCUCCUCUUCGUAGGAGAAAAGCCACAGAGAUGAGAAGACCAAGACCACAGGCUGCUGAUCAAUGCACCAUGGAUGCACAAGAAGGGAAUUUCAUCUGGAAGAGGUCCUACACACGCUGAAGGGAAGAAGAUGGAUAAUCCUCAGUUGUGGUAUUGAGAAGAUGAAAGAUAAGUCUUUCAAACACAAGACAACUUUUUUAACAAAGAAAAAAAAUGUAUAACUAACGACAUUAGUUGACUAAUGACUAUUGACAUUUUUUCAAAACACACUGGUCUUCAAUUAAAAGACAUUUAUGUUUCCUGUUACAU
Oreochromis aureus is the source of this 2063-nucleotide messenger RNA. Its product is annotated as protein ABHD15. The coding region runs from base 198 to 1874 and encodes 558 amino acids. The transcript is spliced from 3 exons. The record is from RefSeq and is a predicted model, not a curated record. Gene Ontology annotation, molecular function: monoacylglycerol lipase activity; short-chain carboxylesterase activity. NCBI's taxonomy places the organism in Eukaryota, Metazoa, Chordata, Actinopteri, Cichliformes, Cichlidae.